ACACCAUUAGUUAUUUACAACCAGCCACACUUGUCUAAUAUAUAUCCAUACAAGUAUAGGGAGCUGUACACUUAUCAUACCCAAUCAUUCAUUCCUGGUCCAUCAAUCCAUAUAUUUAACUUUUUUUUUUGCAUAGUCACACCACUUGUAUAUCCCGCAUAUCCGAUUUGCCAUCAGCAUUGAUAAGACCAAUCAAUGAUUUCUGAUAUUUCUUAUUUGAUAAUUUACAAUUCCCACAAUGGUCAUUCAAUCAAAAUCCCUAAACCCAUCCGGUUCCACAAUUUGAGAGAUUUCAGACGAUUCAUACUGGGUUCUUUGUUGAGCACUGACAGUUCUGAUGAUAACCUAUUCUUGCUUACUUCGUUUGGAAUCAAACUUAAUUUCAACUUGAUUAAUGAUAUUAACGAGGUGUUUGUGUACGAUAAGCGAUUGUUUGUGGAUGAUGUUGAUUUCACCAUUUUUGACCAAUUCACGGGUGAUGCCCAACAGCAACCCCAGGGAAUACCCACCAUACCAGCAGCAACCAAGACUAGUAGUGUGCGGGAAAUGACGAAUCAUUUGAAGGUGCUUCACAAUUGGUCUAGGUCAGUCAUGCAGGACGUGCAACAUUUGACGGAGUUGAACAGUAAUUUAAUCAAGUCAAUUAAUACCAUUUUCAAAAGUUUGAAUGUGAUUUUCCAAUUCAUGAAUAACUUCAUUAGCGAAAUUGAAGUUAGCUUUAAUAAUUACUUUAAUUAUAUUAAACUAAUCCAAUUUAAAACAUUGCAUAAGUCGUGGGAAACCCAUUACAAGAAGUUGCUUGCUUUCCCUAUGGUUAAAAUAGGAAACAAAAAUAUCAAGUUGAAUGAAUUCAUCGAGUUUGCCAAGUUGAAACAAUAUUCGGGAUAUAUUGGGAAAUACCUUCCCUUGAUAAUCACCAAGUUUAAUUCACUUAACUCGACAAUUAAAACCGUUCACGAACAGGAUAAAUUCACUAUUGAUAAGUAUAUUGAACAAUUGCGCAAUAAUUCGAUUGAUCAAUUUAAACAUAGUAAUACCGACAUCAAAAAUCUUGAAAAGUACGCUGAUACAAUUGCCAAUGACAUUGAUAGAUUAUCCCACGAUUCAAGACAACUCGAUAAGGUUUACCAACUGCACACUGAAGAAUAUUCGGUUAAUCUAUAUCAAGGAGCUAGUCAAAUAUACAACCGUUAUCAAGAUUUGUACAAGUUCAAACUGAAAUUGGCUCGUUAUUGUCUCAACGUGUUUAAUAAUAUUGCCAAAGUGCAAAUGAAUAUGGUGAAUGUCAAGACGGAACUUAAGCACUUGACAAACGACGAAGAGCCCGAGAAGCAAGAGGGAGAAAUAUCCAUCCAGGUGAUUAAUACCGUGAAGAAGUACGAAGAUUAUCUUUCGUUAACCAUUGACUUGCCAUUGCUUUUUGGAUUCAUCUUGAUUGAAAAAAGGAGACAAUUUGAAUGGUUUGAUUUUUAUUCGAAGGGAAUUGUCAAUAAUUUGUCGGAACAGUUGUCUACAAUAAUCAAUCACGAGAAGUUGUUUAGAACUAUUUGGAUAAAGAAGUUUGGUAAUUUUUUGAAAUUGUUGAGCCAGACUGAAGAUAAUACUCAAUUUAAUAUUGUGCUUCCCAAUAUCGAUAUCACGUUGUUGAGUAAUAAAGACAAGGCCAACCCAUUUGCGAUUUUGGAUGAUAUUCAAAUUGACAGAAAUGAUAUCGUCAAUUAUAUAAGCACCGUUGAAACAUCAGGAUUAGCUUCGUUUGUGGAAUUGCUAAAUAAAAACUACAAGGACUUGAUUCAAUCAACCAACAACUUGAAGAAGAUCACCAAGCUUAUAACUUCAUUAAGUAAUUAUACUUCUAUAUCCAAUCAAGACAGACUGAAAUUGGAGGUUGAUGGGUCCGAAGUUGACUUUGAUUUAAGUUUAAUCAAGGGGUUGAAAUCGAGAAUUAAGAAAUUGGAGAACUUGUUACACCAGCAACAAGUUAAGAAUUUGAAUAAUUGGCCCACAAAUGGAACUCCAGCUAGGACUAACACCAAUGGAAGAGUUGCUGUCAGUGGAAGUGUCAUGCUCCUUGAUCAAAAGAAAACAGGUAAUCCUACUCAGUUGUUAGAACGUAGUGGGAGUAUUACCAACACUACUGCCAAUGGAACUGUGGUAUCUCCUGCUAGCAUUGAUAAACAUUUGGAUAAUAUUCGAUUGAAGAAGGUAAAUAAUGAGUUGAGUUUACAAGUUGAUGAGUUGACCCAGAAGAAUAAUGAAAAGGAUGCAUUGAUUGCUAAGUUAACUGAAGAAAUCAAGAAUUUGACGAAUAAUUCCCAGACUGUGAAGCAAGAGGCAUCAAGUAAGGAUCACCAGAUUGAAACAUUGGCAGAGACAGUCAAGUCUCAAACCGAACAAAUUAAAUCACUUACCGAUUCGGUUGAGAAACACAAACAAGAAUCUUCGGAAGAAAUACUUUCAUUAAACAAGAUUAUAUCCAAUUUGCGCACUGAAUUGACCGAUGCAAACCACAUCAAGAAUGAACUUCUUUCCAACCUUGCAUCUAAAGAGACUGAAUUCACCAAGGAACGCACCCAAUUUGAUCAAGAUCUCAAAAAGAUUCAACAUCAAUUAGAAAAUACCCAAGAAGAUUAUGAAAACCUCAUGGAGCUAACCCAAAUCCGUCAAUCGAAAUAUGACUCUGGCUUAGACACCAUGAAUGAAAUAAUGACAUCUUGGAUCAAACGCCUUUUAGGAUUGGUGUUUAAUUACAUCAUUGAAUAUUGUUUGAUUUUAGAAAGUAUGGGGUUGCUUUUGGUUAAGGAUGGUGACAAGUUUGUGAUUAAGCGGGUUAAAGGAUUACGUAGCAAGAACGAGAGUCAUGAUGUACCUAGUUCGGAAGCUAUUGAUGAAGUUAUGCUGAAAAUGAAGUUUAUUGAGGAUAUGACGAUGCCAAUUACCGAGAAAUCGGAUGAUGACGAGAUGUCAAAGUAUAAAUCGAUCAUUGCUCCAUUUCAAGAUAAUGCCAAUAAUUUUAAAGAGUUUAUUGAGCUUUUAUCGUUUAAGGAUAAUGUUACUUUGCAUGAAGAUGCCACCUCAACCAAGUUUUUCCUUAAUUCUAUUUCCAAACGAUUCAAGGAUGUUGAAGGGUUUGCAAAACGUCAAACUAAAGAGAACAAACUCAAUCAAACUGAAAUUAAGAAAUUAUUAUUUAAACUUCGUACAAAAAUUUCCAUGACUGGGUUUUCCGAAGAUGAUUUGUUGUUAUUCUUGCCUACCCGAAUUGAACGUGCUGAAGCAGACCACGAUGAAAAUACAGUUCGACCAUGGGCGGCAUUCAAUAUUGGUGCACCUCAUUAUUUCCUCAAUGUCAAGGAUGAAAAUGAUGUCAAAGAUAGAGAUUGGAUAAUCGCACGUGUCAAGAAGAUUACCGAAUUUAAAGUCACAGAAGAUACAUUUGACAAUAUUGACAUAAACCCAUUCAGAUUAAGUGUUGGUGUUGUAUGGUAUCUCGUUGAUGUCGAUGAAGAGAAGUAG
Molecule: messenger RNA, 3516 nt
Organism: Spathaspora passalidarum NRRL Y-27907
Lineage: Eukaryota; Fungi; Ascomycota; Pichiomycetes; Serinales; Debaryomycetaceae
Product: autophagy protein
Exons: 1
Coding region: 196-3516 (1106 amino acids)
Biological process (GO): autophagy of peroxisome; reticulophagy; positive regulation of protein phosphorylation
Cellular component (GO): Atg1/ULK1 kinase complex; phagophore assembly site membrane; extrinsic component of membrane
Molecular function (GO): protein kinase binding; molecular adaptor activity
Source: RefSeq, a predicted model, not a curated record